Closterium sp. Naga37s-1 is the source of this 573-nucleotide messenger RNA. The record is from the annotation of a GenBank genome assembly. Lineage: Eukaryota; Viridiplantae; Streptophyta; Zygnematophyceae; Desmidiales; Closteriaceae.
AUGCUCUUCUGUCGGCGUGUGGAGGGGUGUGUGGAGGGGCGAGUGGAGGGGCAUGUGGAGGGGAGUGUGGAGGGGCAUGUGGAGGGGCGUGUAGAGGGGCAUGUGGAGGGGCAUGUGGAGGGGCGUGUAGAGGGGCAUGUGGAGGGGCAUGUGGAGGGGCGUGUAGAGGGGCAUGUGGAGGGGCAUGUGGAGGGGCGUGUAAAGGAGGGGCGUGUGGAAGGACGUGUGGUGGUACAUAUGGAGGGUCACCUGAAGACGCAUGCAGAGAGGAACUUGCAGAGGUGUGCAGCGGGGCAUGAGAAGGGGCGUGUGAAGGGGCAUGUGAAGGGGCGUGUGAAGGGGCAUGUGAAGGGGCAUGUGGAGGGGAAUGUGAAGGGUCAUGUGAAGGGGAAUGUGAAGGGGCAUGUGAAGGGGCAUAUGAAUGGGAGUGUGAAGGGGAAUGUGAAGGUGAAUGUGAAGGCGAAUGUGAAGGGGCAUAUGAAGGGGCAUGUGAAGGGGCAUGUGAAGGGGCAUGUGAAGGGGCAUGUGAAGGGGCAUGUGAAGGGGGAUGUGAAGCAUCUUCCUCCUGAGUAG